Molecule: messenger RNA, 348 nt
Organism: Meloidogyne enterolobii
Lineage: Eukaryota; Metazoa; Nematoda; Chromadorea; Rhabditida; Meloidogynidae
Source: the annotation of a GenBank genome assembly
AUGCACACAGAUAUAAUGCUCACAGAAAUUCACUUGUCGCUAGUUCAAUUUGCCUUUUUAUUUUUAAUAAUUACAACAGCAACAUUAAAUACUGGAAUAUCAACAACUUUGUCUUCUCAUCUCCAAACAAUUAGCACAUUGAGGGAUGUUGUCGCUAGCACAAAACCCAAUGUUAUUUUAGCUCAAACAAACAACAAAAAUAAACAAAACAACUUUAAUGGACAGACACAAAAGCAUUCAAAUUUUACUGGCAAAUCGAGUGAGAGUUCUUCAGACUCUUCUUUGGAAAAUUUAAAUGAGAUGGAAGAGGAGGACUUUAAUGAAAGGUUUUUUUUAAUUUUAUUUUGA